GGGGGUAUUUCCAGCUUUGUGAUUUUCACUUCCACUUUUACCAGGUGGGCGGAGGGGCCUCCGGUGGACAAAUCAGAUUCCUCCUCAGCUCCAACUUCAGAGGUAAACCAGGGUGCAGGGUCCCAGACACCCAGGCGGCGGCGGUGGCGGCAGCAGCAGCAGCAGCAGCAGCAGAAAGUGUGGGGAAGACCAGAGGCCAGAACCAUGGAAGACCAGCGCGACCUUAUCUCCAGCCAUGAGCAGCUGCCCAUGCUGGGCCAGCGCCCUGGUGCCCCAGAGAGCAAGUGCAGCCGAGGAGCUCUGUACACAGGCUUUUCUGUCCUGGUGGCUCUGCUCUUGGCCGGCCAGGCCACCACUGCCUACUUCCUGUACCAGCAGCAGGGCCGGCUGGACAAGCUCACGGUCACCUCACAGAACCUGCAGCUGGAGAACCUGCGCAUGAAGCUUCCCAAGCCUUCCAAGCCUUUGAACAAGAUGAGGGUCGCCACUCCCAUGCUGAUGCAGGCGCUGCCCAUGUCAGGCCUGCUCCAGGGGCCCGUUAAGAACGCCACCAAGUAUGGCAACAUGACACAGGACCACGUGAUGCACAUGCUUCUGGAGGCUGACCCCCUGAAGGUGUACCCGAAGCUGAAGGGGAGCUUCCCAGAGAACCUGAAACACCUUAAGAGAACCAUGGAGACCCUGGAUUGGAAGGUCUUCGAGAACUGGAUGUAUCAGUGGCUCCUGUUUGAAAUGAGCAAGAACUCCCUGGAGGAUAAGCCCGAGGUUCCACUAAAAGUACUGACCAAGUGCCAGGAGGAGGUCAGCCGCGUCCCCGCCGUCCACCCUGGCACGUUCAGGCCCCAGUGCGACGAGAACGGCGACUAUAAGCCGCUGCAGUGCUUUGGGAGCACCGGCUACUGCUGGUGCGUCUUCCCCAACGGCACCGAGGUCCCUCACACCAGGAGCCGCGGGCACCACAACUGCAGUGAGCCGCUGGACCUGGAAGACCUGUCAUCCGGGCUGGGCAUGACCAAGCCGGACCUGGGCCAAGCGGGCAUUUGAGAAGAGCAGAUGCAGAUGCCAGCACGCAGCCCGCCCCGCAUGGCCACUGCCUCCUUGCUCCCCUCUACCCCCAACCCUAGCCCCCCAUCUCCUUCCCUUUCACACUGCUCCCCCACUGUCUCCCACUCUGCGCCUCCUUCCACGACACCCUGGCACCUGGCUCUCCAUCAUCCUUAGACCCAAGUCACGUCAGAGCAGCGCAGAUUUAACGACGCAGGAGGGCCCUGCUGCCCCACGCCCCAUCCAUCUGAGGAACGAAUGGCCCAAGGAGGAAGCCCAGGAGCUCGGCUGAUCCCCAUUUCAGCCUCCAACAUGGAGCCCCAAGAUCCAGGCCCACAGAUGAGAUGGAAGGUGCAGGGAGAGGGGACAGUGCUCCCCACCCCCAACAUGUUAGCUGUUCCUGCCCUUUGGGCCUUGCCUUUCUAGCCUAUUUAGCUCCCCUCUCCAGCAGCACCCACCCAGGACCAGCCUCUCCACAACGCCCUCACUUUCUGCCAAACCCCCUCCCCUCUGUGCAGCCAAGCUUAUCACUGGCCCUCAGGGCCGCUGCUCUGUGAGAAUAAAAGGUAGUAAUAGAACACA
Ailuropoda melanoleuca (giant panda) is the source of this 1626-nucleotide messenger RNA. RefSeq names its product CD74 molecule (gene CD74). The coding region runs from base 205 to 1044 and encodes 279 amino acids. The record is from RefSeq and is a predicted model, not a curated record. Gene Ontology annotation, cellular component: cytoplasm; cell surface; membrane. Gene Ontology annotation, molecular function: MHC class II protein binding; cytokine receptor activity; macrophage migration inhibitory factor binding. Gene Ontology annotation, biological process: protein trimerization; positive regulation of type 2 immune response; antigen processing and presentation. The transcript has 9 exons. NCBI's taxonomy places the organism in Eukaryota, Metazoa, Chordata, Mammalia, Carnivora, Ursidae.